This is a messenger RNA of Acanthaster planci (crown-of-thorns starfish), 4295 nucleotides long. Its product is annotated as long-chain-fatty-acid--CoA ligase 1-like. Lineage: Eukaryota; Metazoa; Echinodermata; Asteroidea; Valvatida; Acanthasteridae. Gene Ontology annotation, cellular component: endoplasmic reticulum; membrane. Gene Ontology annotation, biological process: fatty acid metabolic process. Gene Ontology annotation, molecular function: long-chain fatty acid-CoA ligase activity. The record is from RefSeq and is a predicted model, not a curated record.
AAAUGUGUUCCUGUCUGACUUCAGAAAGUUACUGCGGGAAGAGUUCCAUGUAUAGAUAUAGUUAUAGCUAUUUAAUAGCCAUUAAAAAAAGCAAAAACAUGUCCAGAAAAGCUCAUUUUAGGAGGGAAAAUAACAAGUGGUUUCCUUAGAAAUCACUUCAAAUUUUUUGGACCCAGCUGCAUAGGGUUUGUGCACAGGGUGUAAUGCAGCGUCCAUAUGCAGAACUCUCGUGACUGCUUUACAGUGAUGUUGGGUAUGGAUCUUUGUGAACCUCAGGAUUCCAAGCGGAUGGAAAGCGUCCUCCAGUAUUGUAUUGAACAUCCUCUGUUGACGGUUGGAGUGACGGCUGCCGCGUUGAGUGCUGCUAGCAUGGCCAUGAGUAACGGGCCAGAGCCGGUCAAGAGAGCGUUCUCCCUGGACAGACAAUCUGUGGAAUUGCCGGGGCCAGAGCAUAUCCACGUGUCACCUUUGAACGAUUACAGGAACGGGCAGUUGGUGAUUCAAGAUGGCUACCAGCCAAAGAUCAGUACCUGCUAUGAGGCUCUCGACUUUGGAUUAAAGGCAUCAGGGGACGGGCCGUGCCUUGGAUGGAGAGACAGUUCAGACGAACCUUUCCAGUGGCUGACCUACAGCCAGGUGAAAGAAAUGGCAUUCCAACUCGGCUCUGCCCUCAUAAAGAAGGGGUGUCCACCGGGCAAUGGCACAAACAUCGGUGUCUAUUCACAGAACAGGCCGGAGUGGAUUAUCAUGGACCAUGCCUGUAUGUCCUACUCCAUGGUUGCCGUGGCGUUGUACGACACACUUGGCAUCGAAGCCUGCAAGCACAUUAUCAACCUCACGGAAAUGCGGGCCAUAUUCAUUGACAAGGCCCCCAAGUUGGACAUCCUGCUGGACAUUCUCGGGGAGGGCUCAGCAGUCAAACUGGUGGUGAUCUUCGAGGGGCCUGUCCCGGAGGACAAGCAGGAGGCGUUGGAGGCACGUGGCAUCGAGCUGGUCCUGUACCGAGACAUGCUAGAGAUUGGCACCAACAACCGUCAAGAGCCUGUGGUCCCAAAGAAGGACGAUGUUGUUUCCAUUUGUUUUACCAGUGGCACGACAGGCAUUCCAAAAGGAGCACGUAUGACGCACGACAACUUCCUAAACGACAGCAAGGGACUGCAGGUGUACGUAGGGAAUGAUUACUGGAUGUCCAAAGACGACAUUCACCUGUCGUACCUACCCUUGGCCCAUCAAUACGAGCGUCUUGUGAUGUACAUCCUUUUACAACGCGGGGCCAGGAUUGGUUUCUUCCAAGGUGACAUAAAGAAGCUGCUGGACGACGUCCAGGCCCUGCGGCCGACUGUAUUCCCAUCGGUGCCACGUCUCCUGAACAGGAUAUACGACAGGGUGAUGACAUCAGUAAACAGCGCUGGUUGGAUCAAGAGGACUCUGUUUAACUUGGCAUUCAGCAAAAAGAAAGCCGAAGUAGAGAAGGGUAUUGUGCGGAAUGACUCCAUCUGGGACAAGAUUGUAUUCAGAAAAGUCCAGGGUCUGCUAGGAGGUCGGGUGAGGUGGAUCAUCACCGGCAGUGCCCCUCUCUCUACCGACGUCAUCACAUUCUUGAGGGUGGUCUUUGGUUGUCUGGUGUCAGAAGGUUACGGUCAGACGGAAUGCACGGCCUGUGCCACCCUGACGGCCCUUGCCGACAUGUCCACCGGCCAUGUGGGUGCACCCAUCCCCUCUUGCAUGAUCAAGCUGGUGGAUGUGCCCGAGAUGGACUAUUUUGCCGCUGACGAUAAGGGCGAGGUCUGCUUCAAAGGGCCAAUCGUAUUCAAAGGCUACCUGAAGAUGCCAGAGAGGACGAGCGAAGCCAUCGACGAGGAUGGCUGGCUCCAUUCAGGGGAUAUUGGUCAGUGGAACCUGAAUGGUACUUUGAAGAUUAUUGAUCGCAAGAAGCACAUCUUCAAGUUGUCCCAGGGAGAGUACGUCGCUCCGGAGAAACUGGAGAGCAUCUACACGCAGCUGCCCCUGGUUGCCCAGGCGUUUGUUUUUGGAGACAGCCUACAGAGCUUUCUUGUGGGAAUUAUUGUGCCGGAUGAGGAGGAACUCAAGCACUAUGCAGCCAGAAAUAAUCUGCGAGGAUCCUUCAAGGAACUAUGUGAACUGAAGGAGGUAACAGCGGCCAUCUUGAAUCAGAUAGCCAGUCAUGGCAAGGAGGCUGGUCUAAAGGGAUUUGAAUUGGUCAAAGCCAUUCAUCUCCACGCGGAGCUCUUCAGUACGGAGAACGACCUCCUCACGCCAACCUUCAAGAACAAGAGGAUGACGUUAGCCGAAAAGUUCAAGGAGGAGAUUGCCAAUCUGUACAGCACACCGUAGGCUAAGGCCGUAUGAUGACAAGUCGCCCUGGAACGUAAAAAUUCUAACAGUGCCCCUGCCGCUAAAUUGGCUACCAAGAUUAAGCUGUUGAUAUCAAGAAGAUAAAAUUACGGUCGGACAUGGAGGUUUUUUAACAAUUUACUGGAAAAAAAAAACGGGUUGACAUUUACCCUCUGACGACUCAAAUGACCUUGAUGAAUGGCAGACUGCAAAGCUGAUAGCAUCCAGCACUGUUUAUGUCUAAUUUCACUCCCCCAAAAUGUUGGACCCUCCUCCAGCAAGGGUUCAUAAAAAACUAACGCACAAAUCUGACAGUAUUGUUAUCAUGGCACCUGUUACAUAUUGUGAGCACCUGUAAUGUGUUUGUGUGACCUGUGGUGAUGUUUUGUUGAACUGUUGAUGCAAUCUGUUUGUUAAGAAGUGUUAGGAACAUUGGAUGAAAGGGAGAGUGAUUGAGAGUACAUGUGUAGUGCAUCCUUUUGUUUAAAGAAAAAUGAAAAAAAAAAAAUUCCUGCAUUUCUGCUCUUACUUUCUUAAAUAUGUAACAUUUUGCUUCUGCACACUUAUAUUUCAGAUUGUUUUGGGAGUUUCCGGGCACACUAAGGAAAACAAAGUUAGAUUUUAUAUUCAAAAGAUGCCAAUUAUUCCAUACAUGAAUAUUUAUGAGGACUGAAAGACUUUAAUCUAUUUACAGGAGAUAUAAGGAUUUUAUGAAUUGCACGAGUUGAAAUUGUAGCAAACCUUGCAGCUAGUGGAUCAAAUUAUUCUCAACACUCCAUGGAAGUUUUGAGUAAUUUUUGUUAAUAUCUUGGCAGUCAAUCAAGCAACUCUCACCAUCAAACUAAUCAAGUCGAUCCGUGAAUUAAACUCUAUUUGAAUCUGAAACAAAAUUGUUUGCUCACCGAUACGGAAAGUGUACUAAUUGAUUGAUGAUUGUUUUUGUUUGGAACGUUGUGCAUAAUUAGAUCAUGGUUCACAAGCUGCAUGGUUACAUCAUUUAUUUUUGUAUACACAGAUCAUAGUUUGUCCAUUACUAACUAUUAUUUCACAGCACAGAUUAUGAAAAUGUAGCUUUGUGUGUUUAAUUUGACAACUGAAUACCUAAAUUUGUGUGCCAUGUAAUGAUUAUGGAGUGUGUAAAAUACAUGCACCAUAAUCAGUUCGUGUUUGGCAGUGUGUACAAAGUCGUAUUGACUCACCUCUUGGAGUCGGGUGUCAGACAGUGCUUUAUUUUUCUUCAGCAAAUCUUUUGGCAGUGAAGUGCAUUUGAUUGAUUGAUUUGAUUGAUUCCCCCUUUGUCUUUGUCAUUGUGUGAUAGGAAUCUCAGGAAUUCUUUACAGACUUCUGGGGGGGGUGUUGCAUGUAGGUAAUAACAGUCUAGAGUGUGUAUAGUGAUCGGACAUGUGGGGGGGGGGUUACCCCUCGGCCCCAUAUCGUGCACGGUUUAGUGUGAUUUACUCAUUUGAUGCACUGGUGUUAAACAUGACAGGCUGUAAAAACAGCGGACUGGUAUUAAAGUUUCUGUAGUUGUGUUUGUUUUGUCUCCUAUGUUUAGCACCAUAAGUAUCACGCCGUGUCUCACUCCAUUUCACUUCAAAUAGAAGUGGAAUAGUUAAAAUACUUACUUAUGACGAGAGACAAUGUAGAAUGACUGUCUGUAUAAUAUUUUUUAUUUACAUAUUGCUUGAUUUCCUACCUACGUUGUCACAAGUGUCAAGCCUUACAUUUAAGAAAGGGAUAUAGGUGCUGUAUUUCUCAAUAGCUGGAUAUUUCUUGUGCAUAACUGCUGUCUGGGAUCCUGACUCUCUAAAUGAGUGCUGUGGCACUGAGCCUUGCAUUAAGUACUGUACACUCUGGAGCCUGUAUAGAAACCAUGAUUUCUUACACAGUUCAUUAAGAAAUGAAAUUAGGGUCCAAUAAAACUCGGUGAAUAUUUUGAA